Marchantia polymorpha subsp. ruderalis is the source of this 4941-nucleotide messenger RNA. The record is from the annotation of a GenBank genome assembly. NCBI's taxonomy places the organism in Eukaryota, Viridiplantae, Streptophyta, Marchantiopsida, Marchantiales, Marchantiaceae.
UGUCUCGCCCCCACCGAAGGUCUGCACAUUUCAUGGUCACCCACUUCUGGGCACCACACGCUCAUUUCCAGUGCUGCAUGUCCACGAAGGACCGAAAGCUGUGCGUGCACGGGAAAUGUGACCCCAUGCAAGUAAUUGUCAUGUCUCUUGCGGAGCUCCAAAAGCACACUCGCCAUCAUCCUCUUGAACAAAUCCGUCUACUGAAGAGGCAAAGGCAAAGGGAGUCCUCUCCUCGGAUGAAAACUCGGGCGUCAAUUCCUACACUUGUGGCGUACCCUGAUGCACACAAGCUGGAGCAAACUGCCCCUCGCCUGAUAACGCAUGACAAGAAAGCCACUGGAUUUCGGAGUUGGAGGUACAGUACCGAAAGUCAGUCCACGUGGCUCGAUCUUCUGACCAAUCCUGACGAAAAGAGUGCAGUACAUGUCUGGCAGUAACGGUACGUACUGCUUACAGUACUCCAGUCCACCCUUUGCUGCCGAAAAAGGUGGGACGGAAACCGGAUUUAACGGAUGGAGAUGAAACGGUUCGGUCCGGAAGAAGGGAGGGAUUUCCAUCUGGGAGGCCGUCUUUUGCUCAGCAUGGCGCCAACCUGAAAUUCAAAUUUCAGUUUCUCGUGACGAAGUUUCUGUCGGACCCAGUUUGGUUUUCUUUCACUUCACUACCUGGAAGGUGAGGAAUUGGCUGAUUUAAUAGGAAUGGAACCUACGAGUGGAAUGUCUCGGUCUGGUGUUCGACAAUUCCAACGUCUGAUGGACAGAAACAUUCUCGUCUAUGUCGAAAGGUUUUGGGGAAGCAGGAGAUGCGCAUGCUCCAUGCAACGUGCCCUUUUAUUUUCAUGAUCUUAAUGUGCUUCAGGAGACGAUCGCUUCGGCCGCAGCUGUUUUGUAUGGCACGUAACUUCGUAGUUCUGCGAUGGCAGAGUUACAGUGGAUGCAGGGGUCGCAUGGGUACUUACUUCACCACCACGUCCGAGAGAGUAGAUGCAAUGUGAGAACUGACAUUACGAUUGCGAAGUCAGGGGCGGAGCUUUGCAAUCUGCAAUCUUUUGGGUGUUGAAGUUUGAUCAACUCGUGGAUAAAGCAUGGGAGUAUGGCGUUUAGAACAUUGGGUUUGAACUGUUGGUACUUCCCGUACAGACAAUCCCAUAUGUCACAGUUUUGCUUUCAUGUUAGGGAUUGAGGUCAAUCAUAUAGUGUCCACUGCAGAGCUCUCGUUGCAGAGACCUAUCAAAGUCGAUUAGGUGUUCUUAAUUCCUGUGAUUUCCCUUUCACAAGGAUGGCAGGCGAUACUGAUCUCGAUUUAGCUCUGGCCAUUGCUCUCGCUGAGGCUAGUGAGGAAUAUAGUGAUGAUGAUUUCAAGCCGUCAAGUCGGCAGUUAGAGCUGCGCCAGGGUAACUUGAUUGCGCAGUGUCGCAAACCCACAAAGUCCCGACCUAAACCCUCGAAAAUUUCCAAGGAGAAGACGCAAAGGACUGAAGCAUGCACAUCCGGAGCUGGUGCUGCUUCCCGCAAGAAGAGUCAUGCAACCAAAGGAAGAGAGGUCGUGGUUGACAAGAGGCACAAAAAAGCGAAAUUGGAUGUGAUGAACGGAAUUGGCCACCUCCAGCGGUCAGAAGGUGCUGGCAAUGGGCUGAAUGUCCAAACGAGACAACAUUCAGUUUUCCAGGGUUCGGUCGAAAGAGAACAGGACAACGUGUUUGGCAGCUUCAAAUACAAAGCUGCUCACUUCAAAUGCCUCGAUGUGCAGCCUUCCGUCCAUGAGGUGGGAGAAGGGAAUCCGCCUGAGAAGCUUGAGCAGGUUUCGCAGCUGGGCAGUACACAUGCUCACCGUUCUUCUGCAGAGCAAUCAGAGGAUGAAGACUCGAUUGUAACAGAAAACAUAGGUUCGCCUGUGGCAACGCAAUCUGACGGGCAUGAAGUCAGUCAAGAUGUGCCAGGGAUCUUUGAAGACCGGGAGUUUCCUGCAGAUACUAUUGACUCAGGUGCAUCGGCACCUGAGUCAAUGGUAUCUGCUCACAGUGUGGAGCAGGUUACAGGACUGGAAAAUGAAAGUCAGUUCAGCGCUCUACUUCGUCUAUGUACAGAAGAAAGUCCAGAAAGAGAGCAAGGUCUCAAUCCGACUCUUGCUAUGAAGAAUUGUACAGUGCCUGGAUCUUCAGAUCUUGACGACGGUGAAGAUGAUAUUAGUUACUUGAUGACUCAACCUUGUGUGAACCAACCUGCAAAGACCGAGUCCAGUAGUGAAGAAAUUCUUGUACCUUUUCAAGAUAUCACGAAUGUUCCACGAGGAAGCGAAAGCGUCACGAGUGACUCUCUCACUGCAGCUGAUAGCAAGCACUGCAGUUAUUCCUCCGUAACCAAGGAUCAGUCUGCUGCCUGUACACUGAGUUCUUCUCAAGUGUCAAAUGCAAGAGGCUUCCAAGACGUAGAGUGGGGUACGCUUGCCAUAUAUAAUCAUGAGGAAGCUCCCAGCCCAUCGCGGAUAUGGGCAGCAGCAACCAGGGAGAGCGAUCACACAGCGCAAGUUGAAACGUACAGGAAAUUUCAAGUGGAGGAUAAUGAGGCGAGUACAUCAGGCACCGAUCAUUUGUCUGUAUCGGUCAUGUGUCCUAUAUGUGAUGAAGAUUUAAGCCACAUCUCCUUUGAGGAGCGCGAGAAGCAUACCAACACCUGUUUGAACAAGCUCAAUGAGCCUCAGGAACUAUUAGAAGCGUCGAAAGAACUUCAUCCAAUGCCACGCGAUCCAUCAAUCUCUUUCGGCUGCGAGAAAGUUAAGCAAUGGUUGAAAGCCCUUAACCUUUCAAGAUAUCUGGAAUGCUUCAACCAGCAUGAGAUCGACUGGGAUACGUUGCAAUGGUUGACAGAUGAGGACUUGGUGGUGAUUGGAGUAGCUUGUCUUGGUCCAAGGAGGAAAAUUCUAGGUGCACUUCAAGAUCUCAAGUCUGGAGAAACUUUCAAAAGGCCAAUCUCCACGGAAUCGCCUUCAAGUCUAGCGGAGGAUGACACUCUGAAGAUCGAGAAAGCGUGCGGUAAAGACAAUCUCAACCUUAUUACGAGGUUUUUCCCCAUGAUGGGUACUGGAAGCCGUAAAACAUCUGUGACGAGCGUGGCUAAACAAAACAAGGUUGUUGGAAAAGAUGGAAGGACUUCUGGAAAACUCUCAGGUCGACCCAGGGUUUCUACGCGCCCCAAUAUCAAGGGACUUCCCGCAUGGAUGUGUAUCCCUGGCACACCAUUUAGAGUGGAUGCCUUUCAACAUCUAACUGGUGAUUGCUCCCAUUGGUUUCUCACCCAUUUUCAUACAGAUCAUUAUCAGGGUCUCACGAGAGGUUUUCGAUACGGCCGAAUCUUUUGCUCGGAAAUUACAGCACGUUUAGUGAACGCUAGAAUAGGUGUGUCUUGGGAGAGACUGAUGAUAGUGCCACUGAACGAGAAAUUUAAAAUUUGUGGGGUGGACGUCACCUUCAUCGAUGCAAAUCAUUGCCCUGGUUCAGUCAUGAUCCUAUUUGAGCCACCCAAUGGAGAGGCCGUACUUCACACAGGCGACUUUCGGUUCUGCUCAGCAAUGAGAGACAACGCCUCGCUUCAAUCCACAAGUGUCCACACUUUAAUUCUUGACACAACAUACUGUGACCAGCAGUACGACUUCCCCAAACAGGAGGCCGUUAUACAGUUUGUCAUUGAAGCAAUCCAGGCAGAGCUAUUCAAUCCCGAAACCCUGUUUCUCAUCGGCACCUAUACUAUCGGGAAAGAAAGAGUGUUUUUGGAGGUGGGGAAAGUAUUACAGAAGAAGAUUUACGUGGGUGCUGCUAAAAUGAAGUUGCUGGAAUGUAUGGAUUUAUCCGCGGAGGAUUUGAAGUGGUUAACGUGUAACGAUCAAGAGAGCUUUAUUCACGUUGUUCCACUUUGGAGCAUUUCCAGCUUCAAAAGAAUGUCAUCCAUCUCAAGGCACUACCGUGGACGAUACAAACUUUUAGUCGCUUUUUCUCCUACGGGUUGGAGCUUCGGCAGGGGAAAGAAGAAAACACCUGGCAAAAGACAUCAGCAGGGCACGAUGAUCAGAUAUGACGUGCCUUACAGCGAGCACUCCAGCUUUUGUGAACUGAAAGAGUUCGUAAAGUUCAUAGCGCCGGCGGACAUUAUUCCAUCUGUUCCUGGGAAGUCAGGCACCAGUGCCGAUGAUAUGAUCGCAAGUCUGUGGAGUGAAGACAACUGAAAAGCCACUUCACCUUUACUAAGACUGACUCUGGGUUUACGGCCGCAAAAGGUUAUGAUAGUAGUCCGUACAUACGCUGAGGUCCAGCCAAUCCAGGAGAGUUACGACGACUCCUGAAUUUUCUGAUUUUUCGGAGUCCUGUCGGGUUUUUCUGACUUGCCAAGGGGACAAAAUAUCAGAGUGAAUAGCGGACGACAGCAGGGGAGCUUUAACAAUGGCUUGCUUUCUUGAAUCAUACGGAAAUCAGCUGUCUGUAACAGCGGGAACGAAGCGAAACGCGACAAACUAUGCACCAGGUUUUCUUUGAGAUGAACCUGAAGAAGCCACCGAGGGACAUUCUGGCAAUGCCAGAUGCUGUAUAAAUUCAGAGAAGGAAUUUGUGGCACCUAGUUUGCUCUCGCGUCAAAAGUUGUCUCCAUCCUAGUUUUCGAGAUCGCAGAAUACAUCUUGAAUUGGAAUAAACCUCUAAUGUAGAGGAUCAGGUUAAAUCCAGUGUACUUGGAAACGUUGUGAAGCUCGGUAAAAGAUUCAGGAUUAAAUUUAGCAAAAUUGCUGGUCUAGUCAGAAAGAUCCUGUUACAGGUCACAAGAAGUCUUCGCCUGAGCAGUCCGAAGUUGAGGUUCUUAUAUACAGGAAUCGUGAUUGCAAAAUACUCGACUGUUCUCUCCCUUUUAUUAAUUUCAUCUGUUUGAAUACCAAGCAUUAAAAUGCGAAGAUAAUCCC